Messenger RNA from Fulvia fulva, 1044 nucleotides. RefSeq names its product KIN17-like protein. Gene Ontology annotation, molecular function: double-stranded DNA binding. The coding region runs from base 1 to 1044 and encodes 347 amino acids. NCBI's taxonomy places the organism in Eukaryota, Fungi, Ascomycota, Dothideomycetes, Mycosphaerellales, Mycosphaerellaceae. Gene Ontology annotation, cellular component: nucleus. The record is from RefSeq and is a predicted model, not a curated record. The transcript has a single exon. Gene Ontology annotation, biological process: DNA replication; DNA damage response.
AUGGGCAAAGCAGAGGUCGGCAGCACGAAAUAUGUGGCCAACAAGAUGAAGGCCAAAGGCCUGCAGCGACUGCGGUGGUACUGCCAGAUCUGCGAGAAGCAAUGUCGCGACGAGAACGGCUUCAAACAGCAUACCAUGUCCGAAGGCCACGUGCGCGCCAUGGUCCUGGUCGGCGAAGACCCGAAGAAGUUCAUCAACGACUACUCGCGCCAGUUCCAACGCGAUUUCCUCCAACUGCUCAGGACGGCUCACGGCGAGAAGAAGGUGCACAUGAACAACUUCUACCAGGAAUACAUUCGCGACAAGGAGCACGUGCACAUGAACGCCACCAAGUGGCCGAGCUUGACCGAGUUUGCGAAGCACCUGGGACGAGAGGGCAUCUGCAGAGUAGAAGAGGGCGACCGAGGCCUGGAGAUAUCUUGGAUCGAUGACAGCGCCGCGGCCAUCAGUCGACGAGAGGACAUCAAGAAGAAGGACCGACUAGCAAAAGGAGACGAGGACAUCGAGUCGAGGUUGCUGGAGCAGCAGGUGAAACGGGCACAAGAAGAGGCGGCCAAGAAGCGCAAAGCAGAAGAGCAGCUGCUGCCACCUCCUACAUCGGCUGAAGGUGAUGCGGCUGAGGAUAAGCCUACAGAGCCAGUCAAGGUGUCUGGCUUCAGCUUGAAGGCCAAGGCUCCUGUUAAGGUGAAUACUGCACCAGAGGAGAAGCAAGAGGGCGAAGCAGUCGCCAUUGAUACCUUCUCUUCUGCUGAUAAGCCACAUGAACCCACACUAGCGAAACAGGAACCGGACGUCAAAGAGGAGGACGAUAUAACUCCCGCGAAGCCGGAAGCGCCUGCUAAAUUGUCGCUCGCUGGACUUAAGAAAGCAAAGGCUGGCAACCCGCUAGCCAAGAAGAACCCUUUUGCAAAGCCAAAGGCCGCUGCUGCCCCGGAGCCGGAGAAGAAGAUGAGCAACGCCGAGCGCAUUAUGAAAGAGGAAAUGGAACGCAAGCGACUUGCCGAUGAGCGCGGUCAUGGCGCAAAGCGGCAACGAAUGUCAUGA